AGGAAAAGGGAUUUUUUUUCCCCUUCCCUCCCUGCUGAGGAAAAACAGUUCUAACGAGGAGUUACUUUGUAGUUUUAACUCAUAUUCCAAUACUCCCGGCCAGGGACACUGCGGUAGAUCCCGCCACGACAUCGCGAGCCGGGCUUGGAGGGACUCCGCACGGCUCUCGAAGCCCCGCUGUCAUGAGCUUGCAGAAGAGAGUCUUCCCCAGGAGGGAGAAGGGAACCCAGGAAGUGGCAGCAAAGCACAAUCCAGUCGCCACCCGCCAGCCCAGGGCCCGAGACCAGGACAGGAAGAAGGGCAGCUUUACUUCCGCUCUGAGGAUGGAACCGCACAGCCGCUCUGGAAAGGGUCGAAAAUCUGCGAAGUUCCGGUCCAUCUCCCGCUCCCUGAUCCUCUGCAAUGCCAAGACCAGCGACGAUGGCUCUAGCCCCGAUGAGAAAUACCCAGACCCCUUUGAGAUUUCCCUGGCCCAGGGCAAGGAGGGAAUUGUCCACUCCUCCGUGCAGCUGGCAGACACGUCGGAGGCCGGGUCCAACAGCGUCCCUGCCCCAGCGCUGGCCUCUGAGGCGGCACAAGCCCCGGUGGCUGGGAGUGACCGGGGCAAGAACUGUCGGAGGCUGUUCUUCAUGAAGGAAUCCUCCACAACUUCUUCUCGGGAAAAGCCUGGAAAACCAGAGACACAAAGCAAUACCUUCCUGUUUCCUAAGGCCUGCCACCAACGGACGCGCAGUAACUCAACCAGUGUUAAUCCCUACUGCACGGGAGACAUUGAUUUUGCAAUGGCCGGGAAGUCAGCGGCGUCCGACAGGCAGCCCUAUUCUCUCUGCAGUAACAGGAAGUCCCUGUCGCAACAACUGGACUGCCCAGCGGGAAAGGCUGCGGGCACUUCGAGACCUACACGGUCGCUGAGCACGGCUCAGCUGGUGCAGCCGUCUGGGGGCCUGCAGGCUUCGGUCAUCUCCAACAUCGUGCUGAUGAAGGGCCAGGCCAAGGGCUUGGGCUUCAGCAUCGUGGGGGGGAAGGACAGCAUCUACGGUCCCAUUGGAAUCUACGUCAAAACCAUCUUCGCUGGGGGAGCCGCGGCUGCCGACGGAAGGCUGCAAGAAGGUGAUGAAAUUCUGGAACUCAAUGGUGAGUCGAUGGCUGGACUGACGCACCAGGACGCUUUGUACAGGUUCAAGCAAGCCAAGAAGGGGCUCCUCACGCUCACCGUGCGCACACGCCUGACGGCGCCCCCCGCGCUCUGCAGCCAGCUGUCCCCGCCGCUCUGCCGCUCUCUGAGCUCCAGCUCGUGUGUCACCAAGGACAGCAGCUCCUUCUCGGAGAGCCCGGUGGCCCCCUCCAGCACCACCAAGCCCAACUACAGAGUCAUGGUGGAGGUUUCUCUGCAGAAAGAGGCUGGCGUUGGCCUGGGGAUCGGCCUGUGCAGCGUGCCCUACUUCCAGUGCAUCUCGGGCAUCUUCGUUCACACGCUGUCGCCGGGAUCCGUGGCGCACCUGGACGGCCGGCUCCGGUGCGGCGACGAGCUCGUGGAGGUCAACGACUCCCCCGUGCACUGCAUGACGCUCAACGAUGUCUACGCCGUCCUGAGUCACUGCAGUCCCGGGCCAGUCCCCAUCAUCGUCAGCCGGCAUCCAGACCCGCAGGUCUCCGAACAGCAACUCAAGGACGCGGUGGCCCAGGCUGUGGAGAACGUCAAGUUUGGAAAGGAGAGACAUCAGUGGAGUCUGGACGGCGUCAAGAGGCUAGAGAACAGCUGGCAUGGGCGGCCCACCUUGGAGAAGGAGCGAGAGAAGACCUCAGCACCCCCGCACCGCAGGGCUCAGAAGGUCAUGGUCCGCUCCAGCAGCGACAGCAGCUACAUGUCAGGGUCCCCGGGGGGUAGCCCCAGCAGCGGCAGCGCUGAGCGGCAGCCCUGCGACUUAGAAGUCGGCAUGUGUGGUCCAAGCCUGACCCUGGGGCAGGAGCCAGGGGUGCCUCCAGAGGCCUCAGCCAGGCCUGCCCAGGAGAGCCCGUCCGCCCUGGAGAACAAGGACAGCCACCCGCCACUGAGACUGAAGAAAUCCUUCGAGAUCCUGGUGAGAAAGCCCACAUCCUCCAAGCCCAAGCCUCCGCCCAGAAAGUACUUUAAGAGUGACAGUGACCCUCAGAAGAAUCUGGAAGAGAGAGAGAACACCACAUGCCCUUCUGGGCACACCUUGGCCACCUGCAGCCAGGAAGCCAGAGAGCUGCUGCCACCACUGCCACCACCGGAAGACACCGCGGGAAGGACCCCCUGCGUCUCUGCCUGCAGCCCGGGACCCGCAGUCGGCCUGCAGACUCCGUCCUCCACGGAGGGCGAGCUGGGGAGGAGACAAGCCAGCCCAGUGACCCAGAGGUCCCCAGCCAAACACCCGCUGCUCAAGAGGCAGGCUCGGAUGGACUGUAGCUUUGAGACGGCACCUGAGGACCCGUGGGUUAGAAUCUCAGACUGCAUCAAAAACCUGUUUAGCCCCAUCAUGAGUGAGAGCCACAGCCACCUGCCGCUACAGCCCGGCGUCAGCCUGGGUGACGGCGGGACACAGGGCCACCCAGACGGCGCGCCACCCAAGCUGGAUGCGGCCAACGGCACUUCCAGAACGCACAAGGCAGCGGACGGAGGCGCCGUGAAGAAGGGCCCGCCCGUGGCCCCCAAGCCAGCCUGGUUCCGCCAAAGCCUGAAAGGUUUGAGGAGCCGUGUCCCCGAUCCGAGGAGGCUGCCCGAGACCGCCUUGCCGCCUCAGCCGACACCCGCUUCCAGGGAGCCCCUGGGGACGCACGUGCGGGCCGCCUCUUCCAUCAAGCAAAGGAUCAGCUCCUUCGAGACCUUGAGCUCCUCGCAGCCCCCUGACAAAGGCGCCCCGAGGCCGAGCCUGCAGCCCUCCUCGGGAGAAGCAGCGAAGCUUCCUGGGAAGCAAGAAGGACGGUUUUCCGGCUUCCUGGGGCGAAGGGCUCCCCCAGCUGCUGAGCACAAGCAGCCAGAGCAGGAGCCCCGGCCCCCAAGUCCCCCUACCGCCUCGGAGGCCAGCGACCCCGGUGUGUCCGAGUCCCCUCCCCCAGAGAGGCCACCCAGUGAGAAAACCCUCCCUCCCGACCCGGAGCCCCUGCUGAGGCUGCUGUCCCUGCGGCUGGAGGACCCUCCAGGCCCCGUGCCCAAGAUGCCCAGCCAGCGCGCACGGAGCUUCCCCCUCACCAGGACCCAGUCUUGUGAGGCGAAGGCCCCCGACGAGAAGGCCAGCAAACUCUACUCCAUCAGCAGCCAGGUGUCCUCCGCUGUCAUGAAGUCCCUGCUGUGCCUCCCGACCUCAGGCUCCUGGGGCCACACUCCCUGCAUCUCGAAGGAAGGGGCGUCCCCAACGCCACCGGCCAGUGAAGACUCAGCUGCGAGCAAUUCCGCCGAAACCCCUGCUCUCGACAUGGGGUUCUCGCUCAAUCUUUCAGAGUUGAGAGAAUAUACAAAGGGUCUUACCGAGGUCAAGGAAGCCAGUGACAGAGACCCCUGCUCCCCUCAGUCGAGCCAGUCGGUCAUCUCCCUGCUGAGCUCAGAGGAAUUACAAAAACUCAUCGAGGAAGUGAAAGUUCUUGAUGAAGCCACAUUGAAGCAACUGGACAGCAUCCAUGUCACUGUCCUACACAAGGAAGAAGGCGCCGGCCUGGGGUUCAGCUUGGCUGGAGGACUGGAUCUAGAAAACAAGGUGAUUACGGUUCACAGGGUGUUUCCCAACGGGCUGGCCUCCCAGGAAGGCACCAUUCAAAAGGGCAAUGAGGUUCUUUCCAUCAACGGCAAGUCCCUCAAAGGGACCACGCACAACGACGCCCUGGCCAUCCUCCGCCAACCGGGGGAGCCGAGGCAGGCCGUGAUCGUCACGAGGAGGCCGACCCUGGAGGCCACGUCGGACCUGGACUCCUCCGCUGACUCCCCAGCCUCAGCAGCAGCAGCUAGCGAGCGUUCUGCAGACUCGGCAGCAGCAGAGACCACAGUCUGCACGGUGACCCUGGAGAAGACAUCGGCGGGGCUGGGCUUCAGCCUGGAAGGCGGGAAGGGCUCCCUGCACGGAGACAAACCUCUCACCAUCAACAGGAUCUUCAAAGGAGCUGCCUCGGAGCAGAGGGAGACCGUGCAGCCGGGAGACGAAAUCUUGCAGUUGGCAGGCAACGCCGUGCAGGGCCUUACGCGGUUUGAGGCCUGGAACAUCAUCAAGGCUCUGCCUGACGGACCCGUGACGGUGACCAUCCGGAGGAAAAGCCCCCAGUCCCCGGGGACCGCCGCUGCUGGAGACCCCGGGGCAGCGCUCCCAUGCUGAAGCCAGAGCCACCACCUGCCAUCCCCGUUACGGUCGAUU
Messenger RNA from Tupaia belangeri chinensis (Chinese tree shrew), 4364 nucleotides. It is a transcript of the gene IL16, whose product is annotated as interleukin 16. Gene Ontology annotation, molecular function: CD4 receptor binding; cytokine activity. Bases 183 to 4325 code for a protein of 1380 amino acids. NCBI's taxonomy places the organism in Eukaryota, Metazoa, Chordata, Mammalia, Scandentia, Tupaiidae. Gene Ontology annotation, biological process: leukocyte chemotaxis; induction of positive chemotaxis. The record is from RefSeq and is a predicted model, not a curated record. The transcript has 19 exons.